AGAUCAGAAAUGAGUGUGGUCGGUAGAAGUGUUUUUAAACAGCAGGCAAUCUUUAAAUUCGGAGAAAUAACAUCUCCUUAUUGCAUGAAAUGGCAGCCGCUUUCAUUUUUUCCAUCUUUCUCCAGGCUCUACUGUACGCUAUCUGCUCUGGAGAAACUUGUUCAGAUAACUGGUCAACGGAAACAACCAAGUAUACAAUUUUAAAAUUUAAAGAAGAUGCCUACCUACAUGUGAGCUGCAGAUACCCAAAUUUCAAAGUGGAUGGAAAUGUCAAAGUCAUUAAAUGUAAAAACGGGCAGUUACCAACAAUUAUACCGCAAUGCAUUCUGCUUAAAGAAAGUUGCCGUCAUCUGAAAGCCCCCACCUACGGUUCGAUGAAGUGCAGUUCCACAGCACCCGAGGUUGGAUCUUCGUGCACGUUCGAAUGCCAAAAUUCUCAUUAUCUGCGAGGAUCCAGCACCAGAACCUGCUCUGACUAUCUCCGGUGGACCGGAUCUGAAGCUCGUUGCUAUUUGAAACCAGAAUGCUCGGAGCCUCCACCACUGAUUCAAGGGACUGUGACAGGGUGUUCUCCUGAGAGGAAGCCCAGAUAUAAUGAUACUUGUCACUUCCGGUGCAACGAAGGUUACCAAUUGUCGGGCCCUACGCACCUCAUUUGUAGACGCGAUGGCAGACUGACAGACGAAAAAGGGCAUCAAAGAUUUCCGAGGUGUCUUAAGAAAUUGCCGGCGAAUCCUGGCCCAGCAGACAAAGACAUAUUGCCGGCGACUCCUGGCCCAUCUGAAAAAGAGAUAUUGCCGGUGAAUCCUGGCCCAGCUGUCAAUCUUGGAGGCGAAGAUUUUCAAAGCGCACCCCAUCCAGAUAUUCCAACCUAUGGGCCAUCUUGUCAAGUGCGUAAUGGGCAUUGUUCUCAUCAGUGCCACCAAGAACCAAAUGGUGUUCGAUGCUCCUGUAAUAGAGGGUAUGAGCUUUCUCAAGACGGCAGAACUUGCAUCGAUAUUGAUGAGUGCAGGGAUGUGGAUUUAAACAAUUGCGAUCAUAUCUGUCGGAAUAGACCCGGAGGUUACGACUGCUUGUGCAGGGAAGGGCACAUCUCUCCUGACGGGUUCAGAUGCACAGAUAUUGACGAGUGUUUGGACGACAAUUUGAAUAAAUGCGAACAUAUUUGUCAAAACACAAUAGAGGGCUAUAACUGCUCCUGCAGGGCGGGAUACGUUUCUACCAAUGGAUUCAGGUGUGAAGGCUGCCGAAUGAAUUCGUACCAAACUAAGUUCGACACCGUUUGUAGAGACUGUCCUGCCCAUUCCCACACAGAUGGCGAAGCAAAAACGUCAAUGAAUGAUUGUAUUUGCAAUCUAGGAUUCAAUGGAAAUCCCGGACAACGAAUUCCUUGUAAAGAUAUCGAUGAAUGCGCCGAUGGAAAGAAUUUCGGCUGCUCCCAUGGCUGUGUCAACACGCCUGGGAGCGCUCACUGCACGUGUCCUCUCGGGUACCAGCUCAAAGAUGAUGGAAAGACUUGCACUGACAUUGACGAAUGUAGUAUCAAAAACGGAGGUUGUGACGGCAUUUGCCACAACACGGUUGGCAAUUUCACUUGCUCUUGUCCGGAGGGAUAUGUAGACUCCCCAAAUGAUAGAUACAGCUGUGAUGACUUGGACGAGUGCAUGGAAGGAAAUGGGGGUUGCAGCGACAAGUGUGUCAACUUCAAGGGAGGAUUCCAUUGUUUCUGCUCCGAAGGAUACCAUCUCCAUCCCGACGGCAAAUCCUGCAUUCCCAUCAACUGCCCCAGACCGUCUGUUCCUCAACACUCCACCCUGAGGUGCAAGAAAAGUGCGACCAGUAGCAAGGUCAUCUUCCGCCCCAGGGAAAUGCCCGAAGACGAGGAGUUUCCGGUGGGAGCCAUCUGCAGGGUGAAAUGCAACAAAGGAUAUGACUUACGAGAUACCCACAGCGAAAUUGUCUGCCAAAAUAAUGGGAAAUGGAAUGCAGUGUUAUCCGAAUGCCAAGUCUUAAAGUGUCCUCCUCUUUCCCCUCCAUCGAACGGGGACGUGUACCCCCCUUCCUGCAAAAAAGAUUAUUCGGCCGUGAAGCAGAAAUGUGUCUUCACCUGCCUUCCUGGAUACCGGAUCACGGGCCAAGAGGUGCUGACCUGCCGAAACAACCUCACUUGGUCGAAGAAGAAACCAACACGGUGCGUUCCAGAAACGGAGGUAUCAAUUUCCUGUCCCGAUGAUGACAUAACUAUUGAGCUGACUUCUGACGAAAGCUGGGCAGAGAUUCGGUUAAACAGUCCACGGACCACACAGGCGGCAGGACCCAUUCGCAUCUCUCCUCCCUGGGUGUCCCUGGACCAGGUCUCACCUUUUCCAGCUGGAGAAACGGAGGUCACUUUCUCAGUCAGCGGCGACAACAAGACAGCUGAGUGCUCUAUUUCUGUCAUCGUUCUAGACACACAUCCACCAAUCUUUCACAAUUGCCCGAACAAUCUGUUCGUGACGUCCAGUGUCUCCGGAACUGCUGUGGAUUGGGAGGAACCUGUUGCAGAAGACAAUGUCGGAGUUGCAUCAGUAUCCAAGAGUUUGGAACCAAAUUCAACUCUGAGUCCCGGAAUUCAUUUUGUAGAAUACAUCGCUCGAGAUUUCGCCGGGAACAUCGGCCAAUGCAUCUUUUACAUUAAUGUAACGUCUGGUGUUUGUAAAGACUUGGCAGACCCAGAGAAUGGAGAAGCCAAUUGUCAGGAGUGGAUGUUCGGCAAGAUUUGCCAACCCACCUGUUUCGAUAACUACACGCGAGAUCCUGAAUUGUUCGCUUGUGACGAAUCGGGGACAUGGACGCCGGCAGAUUUCAUAACGCCAUGUUUAGCUGAAUGUUCUGCAGACGAAAUCCGGGAUCCAGAACACAACGAAUGCGUAAAGAUAUUCUAGCAGUUAUUGUAUCCACAUUCAAGAAAAACUAUGACUGUUGAACUACGUCUGAGGAUUUACUUGUAUAAAACAUGUGUUUUUAUCAUGUUUUUUUUAUGAAAAAAACGACAUAA
Argiope bruennichi is the source of this 3037-nucleotide messenger RNA. Its product is annotated as sushi, von Willebrand factor type A, EGF and pentraxin domain-containing protein 1-like. The coding region runs from base 90 to 2924 and encodes 944 amino acids. The record is from RefSeq and is a predicted model, not a curated record. The transcript is spliced from 18 exons. Lineage: Eukaryota; Metazoa; Arthropoda; Arachnida; Araneae; Araneidae. Gene Ontology annotation, molecular function: calcium ion binding.